CGUCACCGCUGUCACUACAGGAAGGAGCGGUUGCAAGAAGAAAGCAAACCCUUGCCCAAAAAUUCCUAAUUUUUACACCGAAUCUGGAUACCGAUCACUAAAAUUACCACACAGGUACCUCAACAACAUGUCGAAGACUAAGGAAAAGCAGCUAGGCCUUCAUAAGGUCAUUAUGGUAGGCAGUGGAGGCGUCGGCAAGUCAGCCUUGACCUUACAAUUCAUGUACGAAGAGUUUGUCGAGGAUUAUGAGCCAACUAAGGCGGAUAGCUAUCGGAAGAAGGCGAUUCUUGACGGGGAAGAAUGUCAGAUUGAUAUUCUGGACACAGCCGGACAAGAAGAUUAUGCCGCGAUUCGAGACAACUAUUUCCGUAGUGGUGAGGGUUUUCUCUGUGUGUUUUCUAUUACCGAGCCGGAGUCAUUCGCAGCGACGACGGAGUUUCGUGAACAGAUUCUCCGAGUGAAAGGGGAUGAUAAAAUACCUUUCCUUUUGGUUGGAAAUAAGAGCGAUUUAACCGACAAAAGACAAGUUACUAGCGAAGAAGGGCAAAGCAAGGCUGAUGAAUGGGGUGUUCCCUACGUAGAAACCUCUGCCAAGACGCGUUCUAAUGUGGACAAAGUAUUUUUUGAUCUCAUGAGGGAGAUAAGAUCACGAAAAAUGGACGAUGGUUCUAAACCUGCUGGAAAAGGCAAGAAGGGUAAAAAGGGUAAAAAGAAAUGUGUAAUACUCUGAUGAAUGGUGGAUGUAAUUAUCGAUUGUAAUUUGAGAUCAACAGUGUAGACUUUAGGCACAAUAAUAAUAUAGUCAGGACAAUUGAGUGCACUAGUUUGGCAUAGUACAGUAAACAUUGUAUUGUACAGUUGUUACUAGUUACUGGCAAGUCGUUGUGCAAACUAAAUACCUGUGUUCCACAGCUUUUGACAUUUGAAUAAUCCUGUCUCAUCCUGCACUUACGAACUAUAUUAUUAUAACAAACACAAGGCUUGUCACUCUUUGUACUUUAUUACCCAAUUCAUAAUCAUUUUUUUUUAUUUCAAUAGUACCCAAGGCAACUGCCUUGUUAAUAAAAUUCUUUACUUGGGCACAGUUUACAUUAAGUUGUCAAUAAAAUGCCCAAAUGUUUAAGUACUGCUUCACUAAAGGAAAAACCUAAUUAUCAAAUAUUUAAACUAUGAUACAUAUAUUAAGCAGUAGAUUGAAGUUUCGGUUGUAAAUUCAUGUCCAAGAACACCAAUAUAGAUAACACAACUAGCUCUAUUCCUUACCUUAUAUAUAUCACUGUACUUUGUUCUUUGAUAUGAAUUUACAACCAAAUUUCCCUAGGGUUGUAUCACAAAUAACGAACAGGAUAUAAGGUAUCACACAUGCAAAAAAAACUAUCAGUAUUUCAAGUGUUUAUCACAACAUAUGCCACAGAAAGUAAAAAAAAAAUCUCGCUUUGAUGAUUUAGGCUAAGGCUAUAUUUACACCCUUAGUUUAUCAUUGUUCACCUUCUAUCCUACUUAUGUUUGAAUGACACUUACAUACAUGUUUAUAAAUCAUAAAACAAUUAUUUAAUAAUAGGUUGAAUAUUCAUAAGAAUAUGUAUACCAUUGGAAGUGAUAGUUAAAGAACAGUUUGGUCUCACAUGGACUUUCCACACAUGUUUACAUGACCAUCAAAACUAGUUCCAAUCAAGAAAUUAAAUCAACACAAGGCUGAAGUUGUGCAUUGUAUGCCUCUUUAGUUUUCUUGGCAUUUCAAACAUUAGUCUCUCUUUUUGCUCCAGGAAAGGGUUAUGAUUUUAAUAUCAUCACUAGACUGUUUAAAAAGACAUACAAUAUUCAGCUCCAAGCCUUCAUUGAUUUAUUGUUUUAGCUUAGUUACUCAACAGAUUUCCUAUAAUUUCUCUAGUCAUACCAUUCAGUCUUCAUCAAAUUCUCAACAACCAUGUUCAAUACUAGAUUUGCGUUAGAGGGAUAUGUUUUAAGGCACUCUAUUAAAAGUCCAAAUAUAUACUGUAGUAAAAAGAAAGCAUAUUUCAACCAA
Molecule: messenger RNA, 2026 nt
Organism: Nematostella vectensis (starlet sea anemone)
Lineage: Eukaryota; Metazoa; Cnidaria; Anthozoa; Actiniaria; Edwardsiidae
Product: ras-related protein Ral-A
Exons: 2
Coding region: 128-730 (200 amino acids)
Biological process (GO): Ras protein signal transduction
Cellular component (GO): plasma membrane
Molecular function (GO): GTP binding; GTPase activity; GDP binding
Source: RefSeq, a predicted model, not a curated record